Molecule: messenger RNA, 3436 nt
Organism: Mastomys coucha (southern multimammate mouse)
Lineage: Eukaryota; Metazoa; Chordata; Mammalia; Rodentia; Muridae
Gene: Creg2
Product: cellular repressor of E1A stimulated genes 2
Exons: 4
Coding region: 525-1391 (288 amino acids)
Source: RefSeq, a predicted model, not a curated record
GUUUUUAAAAUCUAUGUCGCUAACUACACGACACCACGGACUGCGUGAGUGAUGGAAGAUGUGUGUAUAUGUGGUUCACGGUUCUGGGGAGCUGAUGGGGAGGCUCAGUAAUUGAGCCUGGUGAUGCCCUCCUUGUUGGCACAGAGAAGUUAAGCAGCUUGGUAGAGUCGCACAGCUGACAAGCGGAGGAGAGCAUUGAGCCUGAGUUGUGAACGCCCACCCUCUGGCUGCAAAACGCUUGCCAUCCUGCGGAAAACCAAGACAUCCAGUGGAACGCGUGGACUCUGCGCCCAGCAGCGGCGGUGGGCGCAGCCGAGGGGACGUCUUGUAGCAGACGUCGCUUCUUACCGGGGUGUAAGGUAGUAAGGGAACCCCGGCCCCGGACUGAUCGAGACCCCCCGACCCGGGAACCCUACCGCGGGGGGAAAAGGGCUUCCGAAGCACGCUCCGCCGCAGGGGGGCGCCCCUGGCUGGCCGCUGCUUGGCUAGUGGUCCCCGCCACAGGGCGCGUCGCCUUCAAGAAGAUGUCGCUGUCCGGCGGGGAGCGCCCAGCUUGGCCAGGGACUCGCCUGUCCUGGUUGCUAUGCUGCAGCGCCCUGUUGUCCCCAGCUGCCGGCUACGUGAUCGUGAGCUCGGUGUCCUGGGCUGUCACCAACGAGGUAGACGAGGAUCUGGACAGUGCGUCCACCGAGGAGGCGCUGCCCGCGCUGCUGGAGGACUCGAGCAGCAUCUGGCAGCAGAGCUUCCCGGCCUCGGCGCACAAGGAGGACACGCACCUGCGGCCUCGGGGCUCCGCCCGCGCCAGGCCCGCACCGGCCGCGCGUGGCAUGUUCUCCUACCGGCGGGAGAGCGGUUCAUCUGAGGCAUCCCCCGGCCCCAGGGUGCAUGCAGGCACCGCCCGCUCCUUAGCCCACGCUAGCUCCUGGGGCUGUCUGGCCACCAUGUCCACCCACGAAAAGAUCCGAGGAGUGCCCUUUGGGAGCUGCCUGGCCAUCAGUGAUGGCCCUGUCCACAACAGCACAGGGAUCCCUUUCUUCUACAUGACAGCCAAGGACCCUGCCGUGGCUGACCUGAUGAAGAACCCCACAGCCUCGUUGAUGCUGCCCGAGUCCGAGGGAGAGUUUUGCAGAAAAAACAUCGUUGACCCAGAAGACCCCCGAUGUGCCCGGUUAACGCUUACUGGCCGGAUGGUCAUUGUGCCACCGGGAGAGGUGGAAUUCGCCAAGCAAGCCAUGUUUUCAAGGCAUCCAGGGAUGAGGAAGUGGCCCCGCCAGUAUGAAUGGUUCUUCAUGAAGAUGUGGGUAGAACAUAUCUGGCUUCAGAAAUGGUAUGGAGGUAUAUCUGACAUCCCGAGGGAGGAGUACUUCAAAGCAGCUCCAAGAAAGGCCUGAUAGUAACACAAAAGUCUUGGGGUUUGCAUUAGAAUGAAGACCUCUGAAGUAAAGAAGCCAGACAGUCUCUGACUGCCGUCUCUUUGUUUGAAGGGUGCCCAGCUGCCCUGUCAUCCUACAGCAGAAUGAGGAAGGAUGAACAGGGAGCCUUGGGCUAGAGCUGAGAUUCAUCGGAGUGGUCCUUUGCUGAUCCAUCAUCCACACAGGCACUCGCAUAGAAACGUUUCUGUUUACGCCGUACUCAAUCUAGACACACCCAUUUGGAAAUCGUGGUUGUCAAAAUGGAAGUGGUAGUUCUAAAUCUGUCCUUUAAAAACAAACAAACAAACAAACAAAUGACGCCUGUAUGUAGCAUGUUAUUGCCUUGUAUCGUGAGAACAUUGUAUUGCUUACCAUCCACAAGUCAUGCCUUUAGAUGGAAGCUCACUGCAUAAAAAGAGCUGGGCACGGGUUUACAUACCAUGGCUGUGGGUUCGGGGCAAGGUGGGAGGCUUUUUGUCAGAAGGUUAUUCACUGUGUCACUGAAUUGAAGACACGUUUUCUAGAACGUACAGGUCACUUGGGGAGCCUUCCUCCCACCGUAGUACAGCAAGUAGAGAGAACACAUGCAAUUCUGUGCCUGGCCUGCUCUGUGUGAGCAGACUCCAGCAGAACAUUAACAAGAAUGAGGUAGCUUUGCCAUUGGGCUUCCGGGAUCCCAGUCGUUCAUAUUUCUGGUAGGAAGUGCCCCUCUACCGUUCAGGAAGUGUGGUAAGAAGCACCUCCUUCCACGUGAAGUAGCAAAGACAGAGGAGAGAGUGCAAGGGAGAAAGCGAAGGCAGAAGGAGCCCAAGAGUCUGCUCACUGCCUAGCCUCAGGCCAGACCCUCAACAGAAUCACCUCACUUAAGCCCUACCCAGUCAGAUGCACAUCUUGGUGUCUCUUUCAGGCCAGGAGACUGAGGCUUAGAGAGAGCCAGUCGGCACCCCAAGCUCAGGCUCCUGUGUUCACAGCACACGAUGGGUGAGAUGCUCCUUCUGUGCUUUCCAAUUUUAAACAUGAGUUACUGAAAUGCACAGAGGGUCAUCAAGCACGGGUUGUGAUUUUAAAGGACAAUGACUAAUAUUGGCCUGCUGGAAGUGCCCGGUGCAGGGGUAGGGAGAGAGCAUGCUUUGAAUUUUUUCAACAAACCAUUUACAAGAGUUCCUGGCAUUCAGAGGAUACUAAACUGAAACUGUCUAUGUGCCUGACUGGACCAGAGUACACACCACCAAGGCCGAGUUUUCUAACUUUCCACAAUGGCUAGAAGUUCUCUAUGAUGGAUCAGUGUAUAUUGUAUAACAUAAAAACAUAUCACCAAUGUAGGAAAUAUACACAUCCUUAAAAUAAUUUUGUUUGACAUAGUAGGACAUGAACAGAGUUUGUGCUGUUAAAACAUAUUUAAGUACUAAUUACUAGACACCUAGUAGAGCUGCAACAAUCCUGUUUUUAUUUGACAUAAGCCAGUUCACAAGAGUUCCCAACAAUCAUUAUUUCUAAUACAUAAUCAUAGGGUAGCUUUGUUAGAGGUAUUUCUUAUUUUUAGAGUUUAAAAUUAUUGCUACUCCCAACUUAGAAGAAGGUGGAGGGCUAGAAGAACAAACUGCAGGUUACAGGUGCUCCAUAGGUCAACCUCAGACAUCAAUCCUUGAAGCUCCACUCCUCUCAUGGCUUCCUCAUCCUGGCUUCCCAACCCACCUCACUGGUCCCUUUUGCUAUGUUAGCUUGUUAUGAGUUAGCACCUUAAGGGCUCCUAAUGCUUCAAAGAGUAGGUUCCAAUUAGAAACCCCAAGGAGCAUUGUCAGCUAUUUAUCAAAACUACAAGAAAUGAAAUCUGAAUUGUCUGGACUGCAAGAACAAUGGGCUUGAAUCAGAUGGUCCCUCUUCAGGCAAAUGUGUUUCAGCAAUUCUCCAGGAAUUUAUAUAAAGCAAAUUUAAAUUUGUAGCUUUAGACAUAGUAAUAUGGCAAGAAAAAGAAAUUAAAUAUGUACAAAUUAGAAAAAAAGGAAUAAAAGUCUCCUUAUUUA